This is a messenger RNA of Erinaceus europaeus (western European hedgehog), 2001 nucleotides long. It is a transcript of the gene CCNB1IP1, whose product is annotated as cyclin B1 interacting protein 1. Gene Ontology annotation, biological process: reciprocal meiotic recombination. The record is from RefSeq and is a predicted model, not a curated record. Lineage: Eukaryota; Metazoa; Chordata; Mammalia; Eulipotyphla; Erinaceidae. Gene Ontology annotation, cellular component: synaptonemal complex. The transcript is spliced from 5 exons. Gene Ontology annotation, molecular function: ubiquitin protein ligase activity. Bases 458 to 1294 code for a protein of 278 amino acids.
AGAUAAGAGGUCCUUAUAAGUCUGUUGAAAGAGCCGGUUUAGGCGUAGGGCGGAGGGAAGCUCAUCGAUGGGGCUACGAACUGAGUGCAGCUCGUCACUCUCUGUCUAUGUCCCCUGGGAAGGUCUGAGACUGGGGCCAUCUAGCGGCCCUAACAGGGCCCUCCCCGAGCCCGGGGAGGUGAGUUCCCAGAGAACGGGGCUCCGUGCGAGGGCAGACUGGGCAGGAGAUGCCGCGGGCCCCCAGCCGGUCCCGGCGGAUGCCUCCUCGACCGGAGCUUGGAACAGACUCACGGCCAGCAAAGAGGUCGAGAAUUCUAGGAGCAAGUGGCUGUGGGUCUCGGUACCUUGACGCUGCCGGCACCUCUGGACAUUUGGAAUGAAGGUCACUCACCCUUUCGACCAAGGCAGCAUUUUGUAACAGAAGCCGCCAGUUGAUAAACUGAUCUUACUGUGUGCUAUGUCCUUGUGUGAAGACAUGCUGCUUUGUAAUUAUCGCAAGUGUCGCCUCAAGCUGUCUGGCUAUGCCUGGGUCACUGCCUGCUCUCACAUCUUCUGUGAUCAGCAUGGCAGUGGCGAGUUUAGUCGUUCACCAGCCAUCUGCCCUGCCUGCAAUAGUACCCUUUCUGGAAAGCUAGAUAUCGUUCGCACGGAGCUCAGCCCGUCAGAGGAAUAUAAAGCCAUGGUAUUGGCAGGACUCCGGCCAGAGAUUGUGUUGGACAUUAGCUCCCGUGCGCUGGCCUUCUGGACAUACCAGGUUCAUCAGGAACGUCUCUAUCAAGAAUACAAUUUCAGUAAGGCUGAGGGCCAUCUGAAACAGAUGGAAAAGAUCUAUACUCAGCAGAUUCAGAGUAAGGACGUAGAGUUGACGUCUAUGAAGGGGGAGGUAACGUCCAUGAAGAAAGUGCUGGAAGAAUACAAGAAGAAAUUCAGUGAUAUCUCUGAGAAACUUAUGGAGAGAAAUCGUCAGUAUCAAAAAUUGCAAGGCCUGUAUGAUAGCCUUAGGCUACGAAACAUCACUAUUGCUAACCAAGAAGGUAACGUUGACUCAACCAUGUUUACACAAUCUGGUGUUUUUGGCUUCCCUGUAGGAAACAACUCCUCCAAGUUUGCUUUGGACGCUACACCAGUGCGAAAUCAGGGUGGUGGAGAUGGAGAUUUUCAGUUUAGGCCAUUUUUUGUGGGUUCCCCAGCAGCACCUGAACCGAGCAAUAGCUUUUUUAGUUUUGCUUCUCCAAACCGCGAGUUAGAGCAGCAUCAAAACCCUAGUCGGGCCUUUAAAGUAAAAAGAAUUUAGUUUACCUUUCAGGAAGCUUCACCUUUCACUUUUAGUGAUUUCAUUUCACGGGGGUAUCUUCUUUUUUGAGACAGGAGCGUCCAACCUGCUUGCACCAUUGACAUCUUGAAAUCGUCUUCUCUGUUCUCCUUACAAGAAGCUCAGUGGCAGUGGGGUGUCAAAAGUCUGGUCUCUUUUUCAGUUUCCACUAUUUACAGCACAAACAUUAUGUUAACCUCCACUUCCUGUGGAUGCUGUGCUUUCUUCACCAGUCAUGAAAAUAUCACAAGAUUGGGUGCUCUGCAGACUUUUUUUUUUUUCUCCUUUUUUCUAUUUUUAUUCUGACUUUGAGCUGUGGGUUUACAAAUAUGCUGUGAGCACCUCUGUUAAAUGUCUGCAUUGCAUGUUGGCUUCUGGAACUUAUUCAUAUUUGUGUGUGUUCAUUUACAUUGAGAUGCUGUUUUGCCUAUGUUUUUAUGCUAAGAUUCUGCUCUCAGGAAAUGACACGGAUGUCUGUGACUUGCUAUUUGGGGAUGCACAUUUAUUUGUAUUUAUUCAUGUACUUACCCUUGUUUCAGUUUGUCUGGGGAUGUACUCUUAAUGGAUAAGAGUACGAUUUGAUGCAUGUAUGCUCUAUACCAAUUUCUAUUUCAAAGUUAUUCACAUUGAUAAAGUUAUUUUGUAGGCACUGCUUGGCAUUUAUUAAAAAAUAAAAUUAUAUCACUGCU